CUUCUUCUGCCAAGUUUAGCGACGCUCUCCGUCUCCGGCGAAAUUUGCUUCUCUCCGGCAAAAACAUCGAGCUGUGAGUUACCUUUUUGUCCUCUGUGAUUCAGCAUGAAGUGAGGAACUAGGAAUGCUACUUGGAGAAAAUGAUCGCUCUCAGGAAGUUGAACCUCAGGAUAGCAGCUUGCCCUUUUCCUUUGCUCCGGUUGUUUGCUUUCAAUGGUCAUUAUGUAGUUUUCAAACACGCAAUUCAGUCUGGUUGGAGUAGUGAGUUUGUCAAUCGGUUAGGUGGCUUCAGUCGGGGAAACAUAGAGAUUCAGAGUGGAGUCAAACGCAAUGCGUUUGCUCAGAUUGCUCCAUUUUCUACUGUUGCUGGGACAAUCUUAGUCCAGGCUCAAGACCUUGGUAAAAUGUCUGAGGAGUUGGAAAAUGUGAUUGAUGAAGAUAAACUUGAUGAUGCAUGGGUUUUGUAUGAGCGGCACAUACAAAUGGCCGGGUUUCCUAGAAAAUCAAUUGUUAAUAAACUUGUAGCAGCUUUUGCCGAAAGCUCAGAUUUUGGACAGCUGGAGAGGGCUUAUGCUUUGGUUGAACAGGUAUUUGAGGAGAACAAGCAUGACUUGCUUGGGAGGAAUACUCUUAUCUAUCUUGCUUUAGCCCUUGCUAAAUGUGGAUUACCUAUUCCUGCAUCUACUCUUGUAAGGAAGCUUGUCGAAACGGAAAAGUAUCCACCUGUGAGUGCUUGGUCUGCAAUCCUGGCUUAUAUGUCACAAACCUCUGAUGGAGCAUACCUUGCUGUUGAAUUGGUUCUUGAAAUAGGUUACUUGUUCCAAGAUGGAAGAGUUGAUCCCCGUAAAAAGAGCAACGAACCUCUACUUUCCAUGAAGCCUAAUACUACUUGUUUUAAUAUUGCUUUAGCUGGAUGUCUUCUGUUUGGAACUACUAGAAAAGCAGAGCAGCUUCUUGACAUGAUGCCCCGAAUUAACUUGAAAGCUGAUGCUACCUUACUAAUCAUAAUGGCUCAUAUUUACGAGAAGAAUGGACGAAGGGAGGAGCUCAAGAAGCUUAAGAGAGACAUGGAAGAGGCCCCUAAUGUGACUGAGAUGCAGUUCCGUCAGUUCUAUAAUUGUUUGCUUUCGUGCUACUUAAAAUUUGGAGAUCUUGAAUCUGCAUCCCACAUGGUUUUAGAAAUGCUUCGGAAGGCAGAGAAAGCUAAAAAUUCUCUUGGUGUAGCUAAUUUGCUGCUUGGAGCUUCUAGAAGUGGCAAUGCAUCACUUGCAAAUGUUCCCCUCGAUGAUGCAUUUGAUCGAAAUCCGGAUGGAUCAGAAAACUUAGUAUCGUACGAAGAUCUCUGUAGAGACAGAAAGUUUUUAAAGCUGCAGAUUAUUGCUAAAAACUUACUUGAUGUCUUGGUAAUUAAGUUGCAGAAGCAAAUCGAAUUUAUUACCAGUGAACGUGGUAUUCUCCAGCCUACUGAGAAAUUAUACGUUAAAUUGGUAAAAGCUUUCUUAGAAGCUGGGAGAACAAAAGAUCUUGCAGAAUUUCUUAUUAAGGCAGAGAAGGAAGAUUCUCCGGUUUCAGUUGAUGAUUCUUCCUUGGUUCAUGUGAUAAACUCUUGUAUUUCACUUGGAUGGUUAGAUCAGGCACACGACCUACUGGAUGAAAUGCGCUUGGCUGGCGUUAGAACUGGUUCAUCUGUUUAUUCAUCUCUUUUGAAAGCAUACUGUAAAGAGAACCGAGCUGGGGAAGUUGCAUCUCUGCUUAGAGAUGCUCGUAAAGCUGGGGUUCAGGUAGAUGCAAGCUGUUACGAAGUAUUGAUCCAGUCCAGGGCGCUUCAGAAGGACACUCAAGGGGCCCUUGAUCUGUUCAAAGAGAUGAAAGAGUCUAAGAUACCAAGAACGGGUCAUCAAGAAUUUGAGAAAUUGGUCAAAGGGUCUGCAGAAGGAGGUGACGCUAGUUUAGUGAUGAUGCUUUUGCAUGAAAUCAAGGAAGGACAAAAAGUAGAUUAUGGAGUUCAUGACUGGAAUAACGUAAUUCACUUUUUCUGCAAAAAGAGGUUGUUGCAAGAUGCUGAAAAGGCUUUUAAGAAGAUGAGGAGUUUGGGACAUGCUCCAAAUGCACAGACUUUUCAUUCUCUGGUUACAGGUUAUGCCGCCAUUGGUGGAAAAUAUGUGGAGGUGACGGAACUAUGGGCCGAAAUGAAGUCUCUUGCUUUUUCUAGUGGAAUGAAGUUUGAUCAGGAACUGUUAGAUGCUGUGCUUUAUACAUUUGUUAGAGGUGGUUUCUUUGUUCGAGCGAAUGAAGUUGUGGAGAUGAUGGAGAAACGUAAUAUGUUUAUUGACAAGUACAAGUAUCGUACCCUUUUCUUAAAGUACCACAAAACACUCUACAAGGGAAAGGCUCCGAAAUUCCAGUCAGAAACACAGAUGAAAAAGAGAGAGGCAGCAUUGAACUUUAAGAGAUGGGCUGGGUUAUGCUGAAGCGUCAAUUGUCUGUAGCCUCAAGGAUAUGAUCCUGCAAUAUUGGAACUUAUUACUCCGAUAAUUCCUAAAUGGGAUGUCAGCGAACUGAAUGGAGUUCCAUGUUGAUCCAUAUGCCUAGUUUUGACGCAAUGAGCUUUCUUUACGAUGAGUUAAUUAACAUGGCGGUUUCGCCUAGAACGUGAACUAUGGAGGAGGAUGGAUUUGAUGUAGGAGCAGAGUGGAAUUUGGAGCAGGGUAUCCCUAUCCAUCGCUUGAUGCUAGCAGAUCAAGGCAUCUCCGUGGUUUUAUUUGUCAUUAUCAUUUUUUGAUCAUCCAAUCCUUGUUAUCAUAAAUGCCUUGCAAAUAAGUCUUAUUGGUGAGAUGCAUCCUGCUUUCUCUUUGCAUGCUUUUGAGGAAAGCGUCUUAAUGAUGGUUGAUUUAGUCAUGAUUGAAGAUCAUCUGUUUAUUUUGUGCUCUGGAUUUAUUUCGGCCCCGAUGUUCAGAGUGAAGCAUUUAUUUUGCUUUACGAUAAGAAAUCCGUUCAUUUAAUUGUACAGAUGCAUUAAUCUUCUAUCGAAUGGCUUAUGCCUGAGGUGCCUACAUUAUUUAACAUCCAAAAGAAGGGCUUAGUUUCUGCUAAAUCGGUUGGCACUGCCAUUACUUUUCUGCUACUCAUCAUGAUUCAUUUAAGGGAACCUUACUGAAGUACAUGCAAAAUUGCUGAACUGAAGUAUUUGAUUCAUAAGAUGAUUCUGCAAGCACCAAUAGUGACAGCUCAACUCCUCAGCAAUCCAACACAGCUUCUAGGUGGAGCUACAGCAUACUGAUUCUGAUAUAUUUAUUUGGGGGUUUAUGGUGCUGAGUCUCUUCUUUGCCAGGCAACGGCGAGAGAUCAUUAUAAAAAUGGAAGAAAUAGCUGCCUUGGCUAGAGACAGCGCGCUGAAUCAUGAGGGCCUCCUGCAAUUUAUCUAGUAGAUCUGCUGGAGUUAAGCAUUCUUCGCCUUGUUCUUUGGUAAGACGGUUCGAAACAUGGUUUCAUAGAGAAGUUAUUGUGAAGUGAUAUGGUUAAACAUCGAAGUGUAAUUUGAUAUCUCCUAAUUAUUGUGCAAUAUUUGUGCUCUAUUUCAGCUAAUUACUAGAGGGAUUCUGUAGUUUAGUUAAACUUUCCUCUCAUACUUGUUAUGUUCUAAGGAUUAGUUGGCUCUAAUUUAUUGUUGUAUGUAUUUUGAGUUAGGUAUGAACAAUGAAGGUGUUACAUUGUUGUGUUGUAUUGCCUUUGAAGACUUUGAUCAUUUAAUGUAACUAUUUUUUGUGCGUGUGAAUU
Molecule: messenger RNA, 3777 nt
Organism: Nicotiana tabacum (common tobacco)
Lineage: Eukaryota; Viridiplantae; Streptophyta; Magnoliopsida; Solanales; Solanaceae
Source: RefSeq, a predicted model, not a curated record